Messenger RNA from Ceutorhynchus assimilis (cabbage seed weevil), 567 nucleotides. Lineage: Eukaryota; Metazoa; Arthropoda; Insecta; Coleoptera; Curculionidae. The record is from the annotation of a GenBank genome assembly.
AUGAAUUUACUAGCCAACAGACCGGUAUUCAGAUGCUUAGGCAAUCUACUAAGCCGAGCGAUUAGUACAGGAGCACCUUUGAAAGCCCUGGAUGGCGAAGGAAAGACUACCGUACACAUUUUAAAUAAAGAUGAAGAUCUUGGACUGAUGGUAGAUGGAUAUAGUCAGGUUGGAUUUAGACUAAAUAACAAUUUGACUAUCCUUGGACCCAUGGUGAUAUUUCAAAGAUCUGUCCUAGCUUGGAACAUAAGUGGCGUAACUGAAGUCAACGAAGAUUCCCUAUCGUUAUUUAAAGUUUUAGAACCAAAACUUGAUAUUAUAGUCAUUGGUACUGGCGAUUGCGCAGAUACACAUUUGGUAUAUAAGAAUUUGAUGGACUUUUCUAGAAAAUACAAAAUCAAUUUGGAAAUUCUUCCAACAGAAUCCGCGUGUCCUACUUUUAAUUUUUUGAAUGCCGAAGGACGUAAUGUUGUUGGUGCGUUAAUUCCUCCAGGAACUGUGAGGUAUACUGCAGACGACGAGCUAACGUCGAAGAUGAGAUACCAGAAUGUAUUAGUUGAUGAUUAA